AUGUCUUUUCUCACACUGAUAAAUGUUCCCAUACCCUAUAUGUUUCAGUGUCCCUCGUGCGGCAGAGGUGGUUUCAAGGACGAGGUCGCCGUGGCCCGCCAUAUGAAUCAGCCUCGUUCAGGAUGCAGCACCUGGCUACAAGACGUUAUACGACUGGAUGAAUCUAUCGACACUACUAUGAACGUGGACAACGACAACGAAAAUACGUACUACGAAGACUCGGAGCAUGACAGAUCUAGAGGCUGGAGUGAGGAUACUGGAGAUGGAGAUGGUGUCAAUUUCGACGAAGGUGGUUCUACCGGUGCGCUCAUUGAUGAAGAAAUACCACUGACCGGUGACUCGGACUUCAUCAACUGGUUCCGCGGAGCUUCUCAGUCAUAUGGCGCAGGUCAUACCUUCCUGGACUUAUUCAACUCAGACGAAAACAGCGUGCAUCGCGCAAGGAAUUUAUACUACCCAUUCAGUGGCCGGAAAGAUUGGGAACUUGCGUCGUGGCUACUUCGUUCGGGGUUAAGUAUGGGGAAGAUAGAUAGUUUUUUGUCACUCGCCAUGGGUCUUCCUCUGUCGUUCUCUUCGGCCAAGGAACUGCGAGGCAGAGCAGAAAUGCUGCCGAGCGGUCCAUGCUGGAUGUCCGAAGUGAUUAAGACGACGCAUCCGACGAAAUCACCAGUCGUAUUAUAUUGGUGUGACCCCCUGGAUUGUAUCUCCAGCAUACUCAACCAUCUGCGCUUUCACGACCAGUUAGACUUUACGCCCCGCAAGGUAUAUACCACGGCGCAACGACUGUGCCGUGUGUACUCCGAAUGGAUGACAGGAGACGACGCGUGGAAGAUGCAGUCGGCUCUACCACGAGGUGCGACGCUGCUUGGGACCAUCCUAUCCUCCGACAAGACGAAUAUAUCAAUGAUGACGGGCGACAGAGUCGCUCACCCGCUCCUCGUAAGCCUCGCCAAUGUACCCAUGUCCACCCGACUCAAGACCUCAUCCAACUCUUUCGUGCUCACUGCCCUACUUCCCGUGCCGAAGUUCCUUCAUAAGAAGAAACGCAUGCGUGGCGUACUGGAGGAUCGCCUAGUCCACCAAUGUCUGGAUAUUGUUUUAGAGCCGCUUAAGCAGGCCGCCCGUGAGGGGAUUAUGUUGUCAGAUCCCGCUGGACAUAGUCACUACUGCUUUACUCCUCUCGCGAGCUACAUCGUCGACACUCCAGAGGCCAUGAUGCUGGCUACCGUUGGUGGCAAAACUUCCCCGGUCACCAUGGCCAUGUUCAAACUAUUUGGCGACCCUUUCCAACAUGAGCCUCGAACUGGUUCUACGAUGCUCGCACAACUAGCUGCUGUCCGGAGAAAGGCUGAUCCCAGUGACAUCGAGUCUUUCUUCCGCGAAGCGCAGAAGUUUCGUUUAAAUGGUGUCGACAAACCUUUCUGGCAGGAUUGGCUCUUUGCUGAUCUGUCACACUUCCUUACUCCCGAAAAUCUUCACCAUAUCCACCGCGAGUUUUUCGACCACGACGUGAAGUGGAUCAUAUGUGUGGUGAAGGAUGCAGAAAUCGAUUUUCGCUUCUCGGCACUGCAGCCUGUGACAGGAUUUCGCCACUUUCAUGGUGGCAUUUCAAAGCUGAAGCAGGUCACAGGGCGUGCCCAACGGGAUAUACAGCGCUCGAUUAUUGCGGUCAGUGCGGAUGCGGUACCCAGCGCUGUUAUGACUGCUGUACGAGCUCUGAUGGAUUUCCGUUAUCUCAUACAGUCACCACGGAUCAAUGAUCGCAAUGUCGAGCGUAUUUCCGCAGCACUGGCCGAAUUUCACGCGAACAAACACGCGAUCACGGCUGCUGGGCUUCGUCGUGGAAAGGGCAAUAAGCCUAUCGACAACUGGUAUAUUCCGAAGAUAGAGCUCAUGCAGAAUGUAGCUCCCAGUAUACGCAACACUGGUGUCACCAUGCAGUGGAGCGCAGACGCUACGGAGCACGCACAUAUUACUGAGAUCAAGGAUCCCGCACGUUCCAGCAAUAACAACAACUACGACUCGCAAAUAUGUCGCCACCUUGACCGCGCGGACAAAUGCCGUCGUUUUGACCUCGCAACAAGUCUGUUAGACUUGACGCUGCAAACCAACCUGGACCAACACCUCAACGUUGACGAUGACACCGUCGAUUCUGAUGUCGACGAUGACCUCCCUGCAGACCUCUGGUCUACAGUCAAGUGCCCUGGAUAUGCACGUCCGAUCACCGACUACUUUGCAAUCGCAAAGGUCCUCCAGCACAGGGAGGUAGGAACAGUCCCUCUACCAUUGCGCACCUUCGUUGUUGGAUGCACAGCGUUUCAUCUUGCCUACAGCCCAUCAAUCAGGGUCAUCUCUGUCAACGAUGCUGCCAUUAAAUUCGGCCUUCCCGACUUACGACCAGCCAUCGCCGAUUUCCUUCGUCGUGAGGAUACUCACGGUUAUCAUCAUAUAUGGUUUAAACUUCGGCUUCAGAACACCGAAUUUCAUGAUAUCACCAAUGUGCAGCCUGCGCAGACCCUGAACUGCGCACCACCUUCUGACAUCUGGAGCUUCGGUCGAUAUGACACCGUUAUCGUCAAUAACGAGGAUGGGCACUCAUGGCCUGCUGAUGGUCUUUGUGGCCACGUCAUCGCUCAAGUCCGGCUCAUUAUGCGUCCGAUUAGAAAGACAGGCACACCUGAGGGUUGGAAGGAUCGCUUCCUCACUUAUGUGCAACGCUUUACUAGCAAUAGCGAGCGCGAAUCAGCAACGCAGCUACAUCUGCUCAAGAGGGCGAAGCGGUCAAACGGGACUCGCAUUGGUGAUGUUAUACCAGUCACCCAGCUCAGGGCGCCUGUUAAUGUUGUCCCUCGCUUUGGCGCAAGCGCGGACCCUCGCCUCACUCAAUAUAACAGUAUGGAGCAUGCAUCGGAAUUCUGGCUCAAUAAGUACUGGGACAAAAACAUUUUCAUCCCUCUUUCAAUGUAG
Messenger RNA from Suillus clintonianus, 2967 nucleotides. RefSeq lists its product as uncharacterized. The record is from RefSeq and is a predicted model, not a curated record. The transcript is spliced from 5 exons. Bases 1 to 2967 code for a protein of 988 amino acids. Lineage: Eukaryota; Fungi; Basidiomycota; Agaricomycetes; Boletales; Suillaceae.